Venturia canescens is the source of this 3938-nucleotide messenger RNA. Its product is annotated as protein IWS1 homolog. Gene Ontology annotation, biological process: poly(A)+ mRNA export from nucleus. Gene Ontology annotation, cellular component: nucleus. The transcript is spliced from 7 exons. The record is from RefSeq and is a predicted model, not a curated record. NCBI's taxonomy places the organism in Eukaryota, Metazoa, Arthropoda, Insecta, Hymenoptera, Ichneumonidae. The coding region runs from base 214 to 3219 and encodes 1001 amino acids.
UCAAAUAAAAAAGCUAAGCUGCUGAAACAAUUGUCGGGCGAUAUUGUUACGCGAGUGUCUAAUUUUUUCUUGCUCCGAUCGUGCAAUAUUUAGUUUUUAUUAUUGUGCGCUAACGAGAAACUUCCAGUUUUCGUAGACUUCAUAAAAUCUCAUUCGAGUCACUCGAGUUACGUGCUUCUCAAAAUUUUUUGAUUAUCACUCUACGACUCUAGAAUGGAUCGGGCGGACGAAAGAAGCGAUUCAGAGGAUGAACUCGACAAUGCUCGGAACAGCCCAUCAUCGGAAACUCGUUCACCGAGAGUUUCGAGAUCACGCAAUUCUGCCAAGUCCGGCAGUUCUUCUCCUAGAAGUCGAUCAGGGUCACGUGGUUCUCCGAACCAUUCCCCUGAUAGAUCGGCUAGAUCUUCGCCGUUACACGAACAAAUAGCUUCUUCGAUUACCUCCGAUAGAUCACGAGGAUCGUCGCGCUCCCCAUCGUCUACCGGUUCAAAGUCUCCGUCGGGAUCUCCGCUUAGGAGCCCUCGGGCUUCGAGGUCAGGAUCGCAGAAGAAAAAAAGUGCUUCUAGAUCUCCUUCUUGUUCUCCGGUCAGAGAAAGCGGGCCAAAGUCACCAUCGAGAUCAGUUUCCCGUUGUGCUUCCAAAUCUUCUACAAGAUCACGCUCAAGAUCUAAAAGUGGUUCUCGCAAUUCUUCGCCAAGAUCAAAAGGUAUUGGUUCGAGGUCAGGGUCACAUGAGUCAGCGCGCGGGCUGAGGUCUCCCUAUCCAAAGUCUUCCGGCUCCCGAUCGCGUUCGAAUUCAGGCUCACGGCAAAGAUCCCGCUCAAGAUCGGGAUCGCCUCGCGAUUCGGUCAAAGCAAAAUCGGAAUCGAAAUCAAGGUCAAGAUCACCCGAGCCUAAAUCCAUCAUUGUUGCAAACCCGAGUGGCCCGGAGUCUCCGGUUUCAUCGAAGAAUCAACGUCGAUCCGGCUCCGCGGAAAGCUCCAAACCAAAUUCUCCAGGAAGAUUAACUGGUUCGAGAUCACGAUCGGGAUCAGGUUCACCCGAUACGAAAGCAGCACGAUCUAGAAGCAGAUCCCCGUCGAAGCCAGCAUCACCCAUUGACUCCCCCAGGAGGUCCAGGUCACGAUCCGGCUCGCGCAAGGCCGCUUCAAGAUCGGCUUCAAGAUCACUUUCAGGAUCGAGAAAAGCACCGUCGAGAUCACGGUCAAGGUCAGGAUCGAGGGAAGCAGUCUCGCGUUCGCGCUCGAGAUCAGGUUCGAGAAAAGCAGCUUCGCGAUCGCGAUCAAGAUCAGGUUCGGCGAAAGCAGCUUCGCGUUCUCGUUCGAGAUCAGGAUCGAGAAAAACACCUUCGCGAUCGCGAUCAAGGUCGGGAUCUAGAAAAGCAGCUCCCCGAUCGCGUUCAAGAUCAGAUUCCAGAAAAGCAACAUCGCGAUCGCGCUCGAGAUCGGGAUCGAGAAAAGCGACAUCGCGAUCGCGAUCACGAUCACACUCGGGGUCUCGAAAAGCAGGAUCGCGAUCACGCUCGCGUUCAGGUUCACGAGCAGCAACUUGGCGAUCACGUUCUGGAUCGCGGAAAAGAGCAUCUCGUUCGCGUUCACGUUCGGGUUCUGUCUCGAGAAAAGGAGCAUCGCGUUCACGAUCGAGAUCUCAUUCCGGUUCGAGAUCACGCUCAGGCUCUAGACACUCAAGAUCGCGUUCGCGCUCGGGUUCAGGAUCAAGACAUUCGCGUUCGCGAUCACGAUCCGCUUCUGCGAGAUCGAGAUCAAGAUCUGGAUCGCGGUCCCGAUCGCGAUCGCGGUCACGGUCACGAUCACGUUCACGAUCUCGGUCAAGGUCUCGUUCACGCUCGAGAUCUGGCUCGGGAGAACGGGCUAGAUCGGUCUCGAGAUCGAGAUCUGGCUCGAGAGGAAAAUUAAAAUCGAGGAGCCGGAGUCGCGAUUCCGCUGGAUCCGCAGAAAAACGUCGACAACGAAUUACUGAUUCCGAUGGCGACGAUGAUGAGGACGCUAUUAAAACGAAACAACGAUCAAAACACAAAUUAUCCGAUUCUGAGGAAGAAGACGAGGGCUCCUCGAAACGUCGAAAAAAACUCGGAGAUGAUGAAGAAGAAAAAGCCGAAGGCGAGGCUGAAGCUGAUCACGACAAGGAUGCCGAUCUUGAAGCAACACCUGCCAUUCAGGAUGAUGGAGAAGAUUCUGAUGAAGGAAUCAUUGGUGAUCGCGGUGAGGGUGAUCAGAAUAAUUACGUAGACGAUGGCAUAUCAGACUUUGACAGGAUGUUGGCAAGGAAGAAAGAGGAACAAACGAGACGUCGUAAGCGAAAAGACAUAGAUAUUAUCAACGAUAACGACGACAUAAUAGCCCAAUUAUUAGCCGACAUGAAAAACGCCUCGGACGAGGAUAGAAAACUGAAUCAGCUGAGUAAGCCAGCAACUAAUAAAAUAGCCAUGUUACCAAAGGUUCUGUCACAGUUGAAGAAGCACGAUUUGCAAUUGGCCUUCCUCGAGCACAACGUACUUUCCGUUUUAACGGAUUGGCUCGCACCGAUGCCCGAUCGAUCUUUGCCUUCGAUACGAAUACGAGAUAGUCUUUUAAAAUUAUUAUUGGAAUUUCCCCGUAUUGAUCAGUCUUCCCUGAAACAUUCCGGUAUUGGUAAGGCUGUAAUGUACCUGUACAAACAUCCGCGGGAAACCAAGGAUAACAAAGAAAAAGCCGGCAAACUGAUAAAUGAAUGGGCACGACCGAUAUUCAAUUUAUCAGCUGAUUUCAAAGCAUUGUCGAAGGAGGAAAGAUUUCAAAGAGAUUUGGAACAAACUCCUCAAAAGCGGAGAAAACCCGAGGAGGGUGAACCUUCCCAAAAAUCUCAGGAUAUUAAUAAAGCUCUCAAAAGCGACGCCAAGCUUCUCAGGCCCGGUGAUAAAGGUUGGGUAGCUCGAGCUCGUGUUCCUCAACCUUCGAACAAAGACUACGUCGUACGUCCCGAUUGGAAGACCGAUGUGGAUAUUAGUAGGGUAAGAAAACUCAAACAAGCAACAAAUAUAACAAUGGCCAAAAAAAAUUUCUCGAAACAUAAAAUAAUGAAUUAUUUUUCAGUCUACGAAGAAGCAAAUGAAUCGGUUCGAGCGCCACAUGAAAAAUUACAUCGAUACCAAAAGAAUGAAAGCGGCCAGACGAGCAGUCGAUAUUUCGAUCGAAGGUCGCAAAAUGUCGCUGUAAAUUAGAGAACAAAAAAAUCUUUCACCUUGAGUUUGAUUUGAAGAGCCAUUGUAUUGUACUGUGUUUCCGUGAUAAAUUUAUUUAUGGAAAGUCCGAAUAAUGAGGACGUUCAUAGAUAAUAAAAACAAGUAAAUGAGCUAGUGAAAAAUAAAAAAUACAUUUUAUCGAGAAAAUUAAAUCCCAGAAUAAUUCAAAUGUACCGUCUCAUUAGUUUUUACAUAACUUAUUACAAUAUAAAACUACUGGAGGAAAAAAAAGAUUUUUGCAAGUUCUUGCCAAACAAACUUCGUUGAAAAAAACAAUAAUAGAGGAAAUUUCAAGUCAUCGGGUUAAACUGUAAGACACGAUUAUCGACUGCUUUCAAAUAUUAUUACAAUAAUUGUGUUAUUUACAUUAUUAUUAAUUUCAUUAUUAUUUUUUUUUAGAAAACUCUGUUGUCUGUUCUUAUUAAUACGAUGAGGUAGAAAAGUCGGCCCGAAAUUCGAAACGAAAUAAUACGAAGUGUGAUGUAUAGCCAUUUUAGAAAUUUGGAAAAUAAUAACGGAGAUUGAAAGAAUAAUCUUACAAUUCUGAUUUUCUGAGUAAAAAAAAUUGACUCGUUGUUUCGAAGGGUGGAAAAAAUUAAACACGGAUACCCUUGUAUACAAUUUUUGCGUACAAAACCAUUGAUCAAAGUGUACCUAUUAUUAUAUAUAUCGGUAUAUAAAAAAAAUUAUACAUUUAA